Dreissena polymorpha is the source of this 785-nucleotide messenger RNA. RefSeq lists its product as uncharacterized. The transcript is spliced from 3 exons. Lineage: Eukaryota; Metazoa; Mollusca; Bivalvia; Myida; Dreissenidae. Bases 131 to 532 code for a protein of 133 amino acids. The record is from RefSeq and is a predicted model, not a curated record.
GAAUGCUGUUAUUCCCAGUGUUUAUUUUUGCACGUUAUGCCACUAUAUAAAGGUCUAACUGUAUAUACAUAUUCUGUCGGAUUGCAGAUCGAGUUAAGAGAUAAGCAACUUGCACCAGUUCUAAGGGAAGAUGAGGUAUCUGGUCAUUGUGGUGUUCUUGUUGCUAUCUUCCUCAAUAUGCCUUUCCGCUCAAGGUAAUAAGGGGGGUCAAGGCGGAAAAGGUGGAAAGAACGGCGGCGGUGGUGGUGGUGGUGGCGGAGGCGGCAAAGGCGGCGGUUCCGGUGGACAGGGAGGUGACCAUGGUAAGAACGGUGCGAAUGGCAAGGAUGCGACCUCUAUAUUCGGAGGCGGUGGAGGAGGCGGCGGAGGUGGUGCAGGUGGAGGCAAGGGGGGAAAGGGAGGAGAAGGUGGCUUAUUGGGUUUCGACGGUAAGGAUGGACAACACGGUAGCUCCAACGCUGGCGGAAGUGGUGGCGCAGGCGGUGGGGGAUGGUGGGGGAGGCGGCGGAGGUCGUUGAUGAAAAAGCUUUAAUAUUUUAGGUAUUAUUAUGAAAAGAAAUGACACUGGUGUUUUAACGAUAUUUUACUAUAGUUUUUGAAACAAUCAAAUGAAAUUCUUUUAGAGUUGCGCAAUGUUUACAUGUUAUGAUGACAACAGAUAGUAUGAUAUGCAUGUAUUUGAAAAAGAAAGAGGUACAUGUAUAACAAUGGAUCAGUUCUGAAAGCGAUUUUUUGUAAUUAUUAGUUUUGAUAGUUUUAAAAUAACAAUUAUAUAUGAUAUCGAA